GGAGGGAAGACUGCCUGAGGAGAGCUUUCAUUUCCGGGGUUGAGGAGGUCGCGGCGGCGGCAGCAGCAGCGGCGGCGGUGGCGCGAGGGAGCGAGCGAGUGAGGCAGGAGGCGGUGCCUGUGGCCGCAACGGAGGGAGCGGAGGAGCCGCGUCCAUGGCGCUGAGUCUGGACCGCGAGGCCUACUACCGCCGCGUCAAGCGUCUCUAUAGCAACUGGCAGAAAGGAGAAGAUGAAUAUUCCACCAUUGAUGCCAUUGUGGUCUCUGUGGGAGUAGAUGAAGAGACAGUCUAUGCCAAAUCCACUGCCCUGCAGACAUGGCUCUUUGGCUACGAGCUCACCGACACCAUCAUGGUCUUCUGUGAGGACAAGAUCCUCUUCAUGGCCAGCAAGAAGAAGGUGGAAUUCCUAAAGCAGAUUGCAAACAGCAAGAGCAAUGAGAGCACCAACGGGGUGCCGGCCAUCACGUUGCUUGUGCGGGAGAAGAAUGAAAGCAACAAGGCAAACUUCGACAAGAUGAUUGACGCACUAAAGGGCAGCAAGAAUGGCAAGCGCAUUGGGGUCUUCAGCAAGGACAAGUUCCCUGGGGAGUUCAUGAACAGUUGGAAUGAUGCUCUCAACAAGGAAGGUUUUGAGAAGGUGGAUAUCAGUGCUGUGGUGGCCUACACCAUUGCCGUGAAGGAGGAUGGAGAACUUGCCUUGAUGCGCAAAGCAGCUGCCAUCUCUUCAGAGGUCUUCACCAAGUUCCUGAAGGAGCGGGUUAUGGAGAUUGUUGAUGCUGAUGAGAAAGUGCGGCAUAGCAAGCUAGCAGAGUCAGUAGAGAAGGCCAUAGAGGAGAAGAAAUACCUUUCUGGGGCUGACCCCUCCACCGUGGAGAUGUGCUACCCACCCAUCAUCCAGAGCGGAGGCAAUUACAAUCUCAAGUUCAGUGUUGUCAGCGAAAAAAGCUACAUGCACUUUGGAACAGUCACUUGUGCCAUGGGCAUCCGCUACAAGUCAUACUGCUCCAACCUGGUGCGCACGCUCAUGGUUGACCCACCCCAGGAGAUGCAGGACAACUACGCCUUUUUGCUGCAACUUCAGGAAGAGAUGCUGAAAGAACUAAGACAUGGUGCAAAGCUGUGUGAGGUCUACGCUGCUGUCAUGGACAUGGUGAAGAAGCAGAAACCAGAACUCUUGAGCAAAAUCACCAAGAACUUGGGGUUUGCCAUGGGCAUUGAGUUCAGAGAAGGUUCCCUUGUGAUCAACAACAAAAAUCAGUAUCGUCUCAAAAAAGGGAUGGUGUUCAGUCUCAACGUGGGGCUCUCAGAUUUGUCAAACAAAGAGGGAAAGAAGCCAGAGGAGAAAACGUAUGCACUGUUCAUAGGAGACACCGUGUUGGUGGAGGAGGAUGGCCCAGCUACUCUCCUGACUUCUGUCAAGAAGAAGGUCAAGAAUGUCAGCAUCUUGCUCAAGAAAGAGGAUGAGGAGGAGGAGGAAGAAGAAAAGGAUGACCCUGAAAUCCUGCUUGGCCGUACCUCCCGGACAGCCCUGCUGACCGACAGAACUCGGAAUGAGUUGACAGCUGAAGAGAAGCGCCGAGCACAUCAGAAGGAACUGGCCACGCAGCUCAACGAAGAAGCCCGACGGCGGCUGACAGAGCAGAAAGGGGAGCAGCAGAUUCAGAAGGCUCGUAAGUCAAACGUCUCAUACAAGAACCCAUCCCUUAUGCCAAAGGAGCCUCAUAUCCGGGAAAUGAAGAUCUACAUUGACAAGAAGUACGAGACUGUCAUUAUGCCCGUCUUUGGCAUUGCCACGCCUUUCCACAUUGCCACUAUCAAGAACAUCAGUAUGUCAGUGGAAGGUGACUACACCUACCUGCGAAUCAACUUCUAUUGCCCAGGCAGCGCUCUGGGUCGCAACGAGGGCAACAUCUUCCCAAACCCUGAAGCCACCUUUGUGAAAGAAAUAACCUAUCGGGCAUCCAACAUAAAAACGCCUGGUGAGCAAACAGUGCCAGCUCUCAACCUACAGAAUGCCUUCCGCAUCAUCAAGGAGGUGCAGAAGCGCUACAAGACCCGUGAGGCUGAGGAGAAAGAGAAGGAGGGCAUCGUCAAACAAGACUCUCUGGUGAUCAACCUGAACCGCAGCAAUCCCAAGCUAAAGGACCUCUACAUCCGCCCCAACAUUGCCCAGAAGAGGAUGCAGGGGUCUCUGGAGGCUCAUGUCAAUGGUUUCCGCUUCACCUCUGUGCGGGGGGACAAGGUGGACAUCCUGUACAACAACAUCAAGCAUGCCGUGUUUCAGCCCUGUGAUGGGGAGAUGAUCAUUGUGCUGCACUUUCACCUCAAGAAUGCCAUCAUGUUUGGCAAGAAGCGCCACACGGACGUGCAGUUCUAUACCGAGGUGGGCGAAAUCACCACAGACCUUGGCAAGCACCAGCACAUGCACGACCGCGACGACCUCUAUGCUGAGCAGAUGGAGCGUGAAAUGAGACACAAGCUGAAAACAGCGUUCAAGAACUUCAUUGAGAAGGUGGAGUCCCUGACCAAGGAGGAACUGGAAUUCGAGGUGCCUUUCCGGGACCUGGGGUUCAAUGGCGCCCCCUACAGAAGCACUUGCCUGCUCCAGCCAACCAGCAGUGCCCUGGUGAAUUGCACUGAGUGGCCCCCGUUUGUGGUGACACUGGAUGAGGUGGAGCUGAUUCAUUUUGAGCGGGUACAGUUCCACCUGAAGAACUUUGACAUGGUCAUCGUCUACAAAGAUUACAGCAAGAAGGUCACCAUGAUCAACGCCAUCCCUGUGGCUUCACUCGACCCCAUCAAGGAGUGGCUCAACUCUUGCGACAUUAAGUACACGGAAGGAGUACAAUCCCUCAACUGGACCAAAAUCAUGAAAACGAUUGUGGAUGACCCGGAAGGCUUCUUUGAGCAAGGGGGCUGGUCAUUCCUUGAGCCCGAGGGAGAGGGAAGUGACGCCGAAGCUGGGGAGUCCGAGUCCGAGAUAGAGGAUGAGACAUUUAACCCUUCCGAGGAAGAGUACGAGGAUGAGGAGGAAGACAGUGAUGAGGACUAUUCUUCUGAGGCCGAGGAAUCAGAUUACUCCAAGGAAUCCCUGGGCAGUGAGGAGGAGAGUGGGAAGGACUGGGAUGAGUUGGAGGAGGAAGCGCGGAAAGCUGACCGCGAGAGCCGGUACGAGGAAGAAGAAGAGCGGACCCGCACCAUCAGCCGUAAGAGGAAGGUCCCAUCAUCCCAGAGUUCCGGGCAUCACCGCAGUUCCCACAGUCGCAGCCCCGGCCGGAGCUCAGGUCCCCCCAAGAAGAAGAGGAAGUAGCCGGUGAACUCGGGCCCUUCCCAUCCUCCAGUCCUGGGGCGGGGUGGGGCUUUGAGGCCUCAUCCAGCAGCCAAUGUUUCAGGUCUGGUGGCAGCCAGCCCUUUCCCCACGAACUCUUCAUCUUUCCCCACACACCCCCUUGCCCUUUUCCGUUUCUCUGGGGAGUAUUUUCGUUCUGUUUUGUUUUUGUUCCUCGAGUCUUUUCUGACCAUUUUGUACGGACCAAUCAGCUGUGAGGGAAUUCCAGGCCUUGCUCUCUUGUGGUGUCACGCAAACUCUGCCAAGCGGGAGGGUAGAAAGGCAGUGUUGGGGGGUGAGGCUGAGGAAUCUGGUGUCAGUGAUGCUGUUCUCUACAGUUCCCAUCUCCCCUUUUCCUUGCUCUCCUCUUCCCCCCCCCCGCCCGCCACCUGUAGGGCAUAUUGACUCUAACCCCUUCACCCCCAUAGCUCCUCCCUGGCUCCCAGUGUGUUUAUUGUUAGACAGAUUUGGGGGGCAGCUUGGCCUGAGAACUACUCCAGAGUAACAGCAUGUACUUCAGUGAAGCGGACUGUGCUACUUUUCUUGGCGUCUUGCGCUGGUGGGGAAAGAGGGCGGUUGUGUCGAGUUUCUUCAAGCAAAGCCCUGUAAGAUACGGGAAGGCCUGCUUUGGGGCAGUGACGGAGAGGAGGGCGAGAAUUAAUCAAGGAUUGGGGGAUGACACAGGCAAGAGAAAAGGCUUCCUGCUUUCGUUGCUUUUGUUUUCUUCUUCAUUGUCAGCCUCUGUAUUUAUCUGUUUUCUCGGUAGCCGAGUCAGGUCUCCGGUAAGCAAGUGUUUGAGGGUGGGGUGGGGGGGUUUGAAUGCAUUGCCUACUCUCUGCCUCCCUUUUUCCUGUGGGGAGGGGUCAACGAUCCAGGUGGGGGUGGCGGGAGUAGAGGCUUUCUCAAUUUUUCCCCGUAGCCGUUAGCACUCUUGGUAUUUUUGACUUUGGAAAAAAAAAAUCUGAUCAAUAAAAAUGUUUUUUUUUAAAGUA
Hemicordylus capensis (graceful crag lizard) is the source of this 4320-nucleotide messenger RNA. RefSeq names its product SPT16 homolog, facilitates chromatin remodeling subunit (gene SUPT16H). Gene Ontology annotation, molecular function: nucleosome binding. Gene Ontology annotation, biological process: transcription elongation by RNA polymerase II; positive regulation of transcription elongation by RNA polymerase II. The record is from RefSeq and is a predicted model, not a curated record. Lineage: Eukaryota; Metazoa; Chordata; Lepidosauria; Squamata; Cordylidae. Gene Ontology annotation, cellular component: FACT complex. The transcript is spliced from 26 exons. Bases 155 to 3310 code for a protein of 1051 amino acids.